Messenger RNA from Glossina fuscipes, 2123 nucleotides. Its product is annotated as carbohydrate sulfotransferase 5. The record is from RefSeq and is a predicted model, not a curated record. Gene Ontology annotation, biological process: sulfur compound metabolic process; N-acetylglucosamine metabolic process. The transcript has 4 exons. Lineage: Eukaryota; Metazoa; Arthropoda; Insecta; Diptera; Glossinidae. Bases 439 to 1875 code for a protein of 478 amino acids. Gene Ontology annotation, molecular function: N-acetylglucosamine 6-O-sulfotransferase activity.
UUAUUUUAAUUAAAGCGUUUCUUAAUUAAUUAUGUCUCAACGCACAAACCUCUAAUAUAUGAAAAUCAUUAUAAAUUGCGGUUUUUUCUUGCCAGUUGAGAGAAUAAAAAGAAAACAAGAAAACAAAACAAAGUUUGCAAGCAAAAAAAUUGGAAAACAUGAAAUGAAGAAUUUUGCGGAGGAAGACUUGUUAGUUAUUUUAUUUAAUUAAAAAAGAGCAAGGCGAAAAUUAAGGAUAAUUUGUAAAAGUUGGAAUUAAUUGUGCAAUAAUCAAUUUAAUUUCAGUGAGAAGUAAAAUGUAAAAAAGGUUGCAUGCUGUAUAAUAAAUUUUGUGUCGUUCGCAUAUCUUUUUGUUAUUAUUAUUAUUUUUUGUUUCACUUGUGAUAAACACAAGAGAAUUGCCUUACUCCCUGUUUUUAAAUUAAUAAAACCAUUUUUAUGAGUACUGCAAACGAAUCGGAGUCAGCUACAGCUUCGCUAUUAACCGGAGUGACCGCCGGUGGCAGUGUUAAAACAAAGACACCACAUCAGCGAAUUACGUUCACGACAAAACGGAGAAAAAUGUCGCGCAGAGCCAAUUUGAUUGGUAUUUGUGGUGUGAGUGGCUUGUGCAUUCUGCUGCUUAUAGCCACCACCCAACAUAGACCUUUGCCCGCCUCGCUAGCCUCUUCAUCAGCUGCGGUGGGCGCGGUUGGCAGUGGCAGUUUGGGAGGCAAUGCCGUCGUUGGUAGCUAUUCCUCUGCAGGCAAUGGAUUUGGUGCAGGCUCCGUUUAUGCUGGAGACCGCUUUAACCGUGCAAUGCCUCAGCAGACAGCAGUAGUGUACAAUGUAACUGCCACUAUAGCAGAUGUGCUCGCUGCCCAGCGUGCAAAAAUUGUCGUUGAAAUGGAAUAUUUCGAUUAUCCCUCCGGUAGAUUUGGGGUCGAUGCUGAGAAACUAGCUGAUCUUACACCGGAGACCGAGGGAACUCCAGUACGCAGCUUAAUCGUUGCUUCUUGGCGAUCCGGUUCUACGUUCCUGGGUGAUAUACUCAAUGCCAUGCCUGGCAAUUAUUACCAUUAUGAGCCAUUAUUAAAUUUUGGUAUUAAACAAAUUCGCGACCCCGACGAACAAGAAUUGGCUUUAAAAAAUCUAAAAAAUCUCUUAUUCUGUGAUUAUAAUAAUCAAAUGGAGGAUUUCCUCGAAUAUGGUAAAAUGCAUACGUAUUUAUUUGAGCAUAACGAACGAUUAUGGACGGUAUGCAAAGAAUAUCCGCACUAUUGUUGGCGAGCGAAAUUUUUAACGCGUUUCUGUAAAUUGUUUCCAUUACAAAGCAUGAAGACUGUGCGUCUGCGCCUAAGUACUGCCGAACGCUUAUUGGAGGAUAAAAGUUUAAAUGUGCGGAUUAUCUUAUUAGUGCGAGAUCCGAGAGGUACAAUGCAAUCGAGACGUCAUCGGACAUGGUGUGCGGGUAAUCCUGAUUGCGAGGAUCCUAAAUAUGUUUGUGAAGAUUUAGUAAGUGAUUAUGAGACUGCUGAGGAAUUAUUAAAAAAAUAUCCUGCUAGAUUUAGAACUUUACGUUACGAAGAUCUAUCACUGAAUCCAUACGAGAUGGCACAAGAAGUAUUACAAUUUUAUGGUUUGCCCGUUGAUGCCAUGGUAGAAGAAUUUCUAGAUAGCCAUACAAAAGUGAAUAUAGGUGGCGUCAGUUCAACAUAUCGCGAUUCAAAAUCGGCUCCAUUCCAUUGGAAACAGGAUCUUAAACAAAACGAGAUAAAGCGUAUACAAAAUCAGUGCACUGAAGCCAUGAAAUUAUGGGGCUAUCGUAAAAUUGAUAAUUUUACCGAUUAUGCACGCACUUUUGAUCCCAUAACAUUGCCGCCGCCGUUUACGUGAAAUUCUCCUAUCAUUAUUUGACGUGAACAGCGUAGUAACAACAGCUUUAACAAGGGAUCGCUAACACAUUUCAAACGUAUUAUUCUUAAAUCAAAUCCGUACUUUUUCGCUCCUAAUAUUACGUAGUUCUGCUAUUAAAGCUACCCAACUGCAUCGGUUUUAGAUAAAUAUAUUGUUACUCUAUACAUCUUUUACCCGAUUUAGAUAAGCAUUUCUUUAAGUUGUGAUAUGUUAAAUUUUAACAAAUA